CAGCGCUGCUGCCUCUCCUUAUAUAAUAGAAGUACACGCAGUGCCUUUUGACAGUAGAGCAAAUUCACAAAACCAAAGAUGCGUUUUUUGCCGAUCGCAGGGCUGGUUUUUAUUGCCGCCCUUUCCAAUGCAGGGGUCCUCAAAGUUACCUCAGGCUACUUGAGCAUAAAUGGCCAAAAAGUGUUCCUCUCUGGACCAAAUAUUGCGUGGCAAUCGUACGGCUAUGACUUCGGCAAUGGCAUGUAUGAUGUGAACGGCGGAGCUCUGGAAAGCCAACUCCGGUCUAUCAGUGCCAAUGGGGGCAACGCAGUUCGCAUCUGGAUUCACGUCGAGGGCGACAACACUCCGCAGUGGGACUCGAACGGCUAUGUCACUGGACUGGAUAACACGGGUACUAUGAUCAAUGACCUGAGGCGCUUCUUCGACGCAGCUCAAGCGCAAAAUAUUGUGGUGAUCCCAGUUCUAUGGAAUGCAGCACUUAUGAGAAAUCAAAACGUGCUGAAUUUGCAUUGGGACGAUGCUAAACUGCAGUCUUAUAUUGACAACGCUUUAAUACCAAUGGUGUCUGCCUUGGCUGGCCACCCAGCAAUCGGCGCUUGGGAAAUCAUGAACGAGCCCGAAGGCUCUGUUCUUCCAGGCUCUCACCCUGACCCAUGUGCUGAUACUUCUGCUUUAAGUGGCCAAGGACCUGGUUGGUCCGGUGCCAAUAUCCCAAUGGAAAGGAUGUUGCGGUUUUUGAAUUGGCAACUGGCUGCAAUCCGAAACACAGACCCCAAUGUUCUCAGAGCUGUUGGAACUUGGUCUGAGCAAUCUGCUUCUGAUAGCCUUGGAAAGAAAAACUAUUACACUGACGAAUGUCUGGAAAGAAUUGGUGGAAAGCCAGGUGGAACUGUUGAUUUCUACCAAAUCCACACCUACUCUUACAAUGGAGCUUUUAGUUCAACCUCUCCAUUUAAGCACACUGCAUCGGAGUUUACGUUGGACAAGCCAGUUUUGAUUGGAGAAUUUUCGGCAAGUUGUGGAGAAAAUUUGGGCCUGCCUACCAUGUUCGACCAUCUCUAUUUCAACGGCUACAGCGGAGGUUUGACUUGGAUGUAUUCUGGUGCAUCUGAUUGCGGCGACUCGCAGCAAGUUCAAAAUGAUGGCUAUCAGCACAUUAGGAACUACAAUGACCCAAACAAUGGAGGACUAGUGGAAUUUGUUUUUUAAAUAAAAUAAAUAAAACUUUUCUGAUAAUAAUGGUUAUA
Molecule: messenger RNA, 1247 nt
Organism: Neocloeon triangulifer
Lineage: Eukaryota; Metazoa; Arthropoda; Insecta; Ephemeroptera; Baetidae
Product: mannan endo-1,4-beta-mannosidase-like
Exons: 8
Coding region: 79-1209 (376 amino acids)
Molecular function (GO): hydrolase activity, hydrolyzing O-glycosyl compounds
Source: RefSeq, a predicted model, not a curated record